ACCUUAACCCACAACUCCAUCCUUGUAACCAACUUGAUUCACCUGUUCCUCGCCAUGAAGUUUUCUACCAUCUUUUUCACCAGCGCUCUAAUUGCCGCUGGAACGAGUGCACUACCCACUUCGCGCUUUGUUGAACGUGAACCUGCUCGUCAAUUUGGAGGAUCGAGGCCGCCUCCAGGCUCUCCCCAUUUGGCUCAUUAUGACAAUGGUCCGGGAAACAGCGGUGACUCUCCAACCGAACCCGAAUCCUAUAGUCAACCCUCCACCACAACCCUAUCCGCCAUUCGCACCAGUACAUCCACGACGACGAAUACAUACCAGACUCAGGAGUCAUCGGUUCUCCCUCUUCCUGUACCUAUUCUCACCCAGGAAUACUCGUCUAUAGUCGUUCCAUCAUCUACUGGAAGUGACGAAGCUCCAUCGUCGUAAGGGAAGAAUAGCCGGCUCAAGUUGGUUGCAGUCGAUAUGUUUUCAGAAUUUACGCGUGAUUCGUGCAUCAAUGGUAAUCAAACUAUGAUAGUUGAACCACAUUCACAAUCUCGAUAUCAUCGAGGUAACACACCAUUCAAAACAUAUCGUACACUCGUCUGGUGCCCCGUCUCGAACGAUUCGUUAAAUCUUUAGCAUACCAUGCAAAAUGCACAAGCGCAAUAUAUGCGCACCUGCAUGAUAAUUUUAAUCAAUAACAGCUGUCUUGCGCCUGACACUACAUAGCACCUGCAGCUUGAUUCCGAGCAGAAUAGCAGAGUCCAUAGGGAGUGAUGCUCAAUGCUGUUUAUGAACCUUUGACGCUGAGCGGAGAAUGAAUAAGCGUCGAAUCCAGGAUUCGUCCUGAAAAUUAACUUGGAAAAUCAACCUGUGUUCGGU
This is a messenger RNA of Lentinula edodes (shiitake mushroom), 867 nucleotides long. RefSeq lists its product as uncharacterized. The record is from RefSeq and is a predicted model, not a curated record. The coding region runs from base 55 to 429 and encodes 124 amino acids. NCBI's taxonomy places the organism in Eukaryota, Fungi, Basidiomycota, Agaricomycetes, Agaricales, Omphalotaceae. The transcript is spliced from 2 exons.